Cutaneotrichosporon oleaginosum is the source of this 2016-nucleotide messenger RNA. RefSeq lists its product as uncharacterized. Gene Ontology annotation, molecular function: transmembrane transporter activity. Gene Ontology annotation, cellular component: membrane. Lineage: Eukaryota; Fungi; Basidiomycota; Tremellomycetes; Trichosporonales; Trichosporonaceae. The record is from RefSeq and is a predicted model, not a curated record. Gene Ontology annotation, biological process: transmembrane transport.
AUGGGCACGGUGCGCGCGCUGGACCCACCCGAGUCUUCCAACGACGAAUUCGACAGGAUGUUGUCGCACUCGAGCGGCGAGAUCAAGGAAGAGCGGGACGAGUAUCCUCCCCAGCCCACCGUCGAGGCUGUGGAGCCUGCACCGAGUGGGGUGCUAACCGACGAAGACCGCCUUCGCAUGCUGGGAUACGAUGUUUCGUUUGGCCGCCCGCUCGGCUUCUGGUCGAGCGCGGGCAUGAACCUCUGCCAUGUCUCCUUCGUGUACGAGUUCAUCUCGCAGAUCUCGCUCUACUCGUACGAAGGCCCCCUGUUGUUCGUUAUCGGCUUUCCGUUUCUCGCUCUCUUGCAUUGUUGCCUGAUCGGGCCGUUUGCGGAGCUCACGUCUACUUUCCCCGUUGCAGGCGGCAUGUCUACCUGGGCAUGGCAAUGUGCCCGGCACGGCGUUGGCGGGGAGCGCUUCUGGGGAUACUUUGUCGGCGGUUUUACUCUCGCCAUGCACCUGGGCAAGACCAUCUCGAACAUCUAUGCUGUCGCGACGAGUAUGGUCGUCGUCUACUACUCGACGGACCCCAGGGUCCGCAAGCUCCAAAUCAAGAACAUAGGUUUUGUGCCCCUCGAUUACCAGAAGUGGUGGGAGCCCGUGUUCUAUUUGGCUAUCGUGACGUUUGUGGCGGUCCUCUGUCUCACCCGAGUGGCGCGAAACGGCACUUUUUGGAUCGUUGCAGGCGCCUUCAACGUCGCCAUAACGAUUGCCGUUUAUGGCCUCCUGAUUGCAUGUGCCGUUAGGCUCAAAACGACGCCGAGCCUGAGGAAGGACAUCAUGCCACUGAACUGGGGAUUCCCAAGAAAGAAGAUGUUUCCCUACAGCCUAUCCCGCAUGAUAUUUAUGGGCAUUCCAAUCAAAGUGAUGGCUGUCGACUGCCCUGUCCACAUGGCUGAGGAAACCCGUAACCCGUCGCGCACCGUUCCUCGCGUCCUUUGGACGACGACCAUGUUCAACUUCAUCAACAUUUACAUUUGCGUGACGCUGUUUAUCGUCAUCGUGGUCCCGUGGUCGCAGGGUGCGUAUGGUCUAUCUCCAAUUGUCCCCAUCGGCAUGAUUCUCAACUUGAGCCCCGGGGCGACGGGGACUCUAGGCAUCCUGGCCUCGCUCUGCGCUACGCUGCAGAUCGUUGCAUCGAUCAUGGCGACCUCGCGAUUCAUUUUUGCCUUGGCUCGUGACCAUGGCAUCCCAUUCUCACGAUUCCUGGUUAAGACGGACAAGCACAAGGAGCCCUGGGUGGCCAUGGUGGUACUUAUCGCUUCACUCUUCCUUAGCACCACCUGUUGGCUCGUCAAUCGUCAACGUUACUGGGCUCUAAAUCAAGCUUGGACCUUCUACUUCAUCAACUUCCCUUACGUCAUGCCCCUAAUUCUCUACGUCUUCUCGCGCCUUGAUCUUCGCCUCGUCGGCCGCGCAGAAUUCUCCCUCGGAAAGCUGAGCAAGCCAUUCGCGUGGGUCGCCAUUCUCUGGCUCAUCCUUGGGAUCAUACAAGGCAGCCUUCCUGGCACCUCAUUCAAUGGAAGCUUCUCGUUUGUGGAUAGCAACGUGAGCAGGACAGUCCUCGCCUACCUGCCCAUGAUUUUCGGCGCCAUGUGCGUCAUCAUGGUUGUCUCGUGGUUCAUUUAUGGCCGGCGCCACUACGUGGGUCCGAUCCGCGCAUUCACGAUCUGGGCGACGGGUCAAGACGUGGACCCGCGCAACAUUGACGCGGCCAAUCCGCGGGGACAGGCGAUCAAGCGCUUUAUGGAACUGAAGACGGGCCGGAGCUCAGGCAACGGCUCACCACGUUCUAGUGUCGGGCCGCGCGUGACGAUCGCAUCGAGCCCGGGACGAGCAACGCGCCUCCCCCGCUUCAGCCGCAGCCCGACCACCCCCAGCCCUCUCUCCAGCCGCAACGAGUCCCAUGGCCAAGUAUUGUCUCGGUGCUGCCCGAAAGUGGAAUUUUCCCCGAGAGCGUACCCGACGACUCGAUGA